CAGCAGUGUGUCUCUGCAGUAGUUGUGUUUACAGUCAUACAGUAAAAUGUGCAGCAGCAGUGCGCCAGACCAUCUGUGACCUGCCCUGCAUCAAUCAGCAUCACGUUAGACCUGUUUUUAAAAAAAAAAUAAAUAGCCGACUCUUUGGCAUUUCAGAGACAGCUGCUGGAAGAGAUCAGGAACGAUGCCACUCGACCAUUAGUCUGCUGUUCAUCCAGCUCUCACCACACCCCCCCUUCACUCCCCUCGACGUCACCGCAUCAAAUACGGACGGAUCCGGCUGGAAAUCCUCCACUUGCGCUCUGAGCGGCUGUCUGAGCGCAUCCUGUCUGAGCGCAUCCUGGCUGAGCGCAUCCUGUCUGAGCGCAUCCUGGCUGAGCGCAUCCUGACUGAGCGCAUCCUGGAGCAUCCUGGAGACACAUGAAGCAUCCUGGAGCGCCUCGCAGCGACGCACAUGAAACCGGACUGUACUGAACACUGACGAAGCUCAACUCGCUUUUUUUGUUUCCAUGCUUUUGUCUUUGUGUUUUCCUUCUCUUUGACCUACCCAUGUCUCACUCAGAGGAAAGUGGACAUUUUUUACUUUUCAUUUCCUCGGAGUCUGUCGCCAGCUUGAUUUGAAAUAAACAAAAGGUUUAAAAUGAACGAAGGACUUGAGAACAACUCGACUCAACUGUAUGACAACUGGACGUUUUACAACUCCUCUGUGGAGUUCGUCAUACCCAGGAACAACAUCACCUAUGUUGGAUUUUACCUGCAUCAGCCGUCCACAGCAGCCAUCUUCAUCGUGUCCUAUCUGCUCAUCUUCCUCGUGUGCAUGGUGGGAAAUGGAGUGGUUUGUUUCAUCGUGCUGCGGAGCAAAAACAUGCGGACUGUCACCAACUUGUUCAUCUUAAACCUUGCUGUGAGUGACCUCCUGGUGGGGAUAUUCUGCAUGCCCACAACACUUCUCGACAACAUAAUUACAGGAUGGCCUUUUGGAAGCCUGGUGUGCAAAAUGAGCGGCAUGGUUCAAGGGAUCUCCGUGUCAGCAUCCGUCUUCACUCUGGUUGCUAUUGCUGUUGACAGAUUCAGAUGCAUUGUCUACCCAUUCAAGCAAAAGCUGACCAUAUCCACAGCAACCUUGAUAAUAGUCAUUAUCUGGGUUCUGGCCAUAUCCAUUAUGUGUCCCUCUGGUGUGAUGCUACAAGUGACCAAGGAGCAAACCAUUCGGGUGUUACUGGGCUAUGACAACAAAACGAGCCCGUUUUAUUGGUGCAGAGAGAACUGGCCAAACCAGGAGAUGAGGAAGAUCUACACUACUGUCCUGUUUGCUAAUAUCUACCUUGCUCCUCUUUCCCUCAUCGUGAUCAUGUACGCCCGGAUUGGAAUUACGCUUUUCAAAACAGCGGUUCCAACGGGAGGAAAGCCGGGCCACGACAACCGCCACACUGUGUCAAAGAAGAAGCAAAGGGUGAUUAAAAUGCUUCUAAUAGUUGCUUUGCUUUUCAUCCUUUCCUGGCUACCUCUGUGGACUCUCAUGAUGCUGAGCGACUAUGCCAGCCUGACUGAGCAGCAGUACAGAAUCAUCAACAUUUACAUUUACCCCUUUGCCCACUGGCUAGCGUUCUUCAACAGCAGCGUCAACCCCAUCAUCUACGGUUUCUUCAAUGAGAAUUUCCGCAGAGGAUUUCAAGCUGUGUUCAAGUUCAGCCUGUGCACGGCGGACGGACAGCGGAGGAAAACCUACUCGCACAGGCUGCAGGGAAACUCUGUGCUCCCCGCUAACAAUGCACAGACGUCCCUAGAGCCUAUUUCUCUCAACAGCCUAGAUAAGACCACUUCCAGGCGACUCAACCAUGUCACUGAACAGGACUUGGUCAUGGAGGACCUGGAGAAGGCAUCUUGCAGCAGUGGGGGUGUGACUGCAGUGUCUAUUUGAGGAGACACAUAGAAAUAAUCUUCUAGGUGAUAAGCAAAGGUGUUCAAUAAAACUCAAAUGUAAUUCCUACACUAAACGCCAGUAAACUGCAGCUCAAGUCUCAGCUGAGUAGGUUUUUGAAGCUGGCGUUUAAUUCGUCCGAGGCAAUUUCAACACUGACUGAAAAAAAAUAGGCAAAGGAAAAAAAGGACAAAACUGUAUAAAAUGACAUGUGAAGCAGUCCUUUGACUGUGCUGCAGCAAACUACCUCACAGUGUUUGCUCCUGAAAUAAAUACAUGUCUGAAACAAACAUUUAAAUUACCAAUUUGUUAACCUUUCCUUAUCACCUUUAAGCCACACUGUAUGUUUGCACAUAUUGUGCCAUGGAAGCAGGUUGUGCUGUUGGAAUUAUUAACAAAGGGAAAACAAUCUCGAUGGACAGCGCAUCAUUUGUCGAUUGGGAUCGGUUGAUAAUGCAUUGAUAACAGGCUACUGUCCUGCUCCAUGACAUACCUUAUAUAACCUGUAUGUAUAAAUGUAUAAAGAUGCAUCAAACAUGUAUGUACUAGGAUGUCUGCAGAGCAGAUUUCAAAAGUAAAGUCACUUUGACAAAACUAAUUUAUCAUUUAACAGUGUUGUAGCUUGGCCCAUUAGAUGGACUUGCAUUAGUGUAUUAUUCACUACUAUUGAGAAUUAGAAGUACUUACUUAUAAACCUUGAAUAGGUAAACCUCUGUGGCCUGUGAAACUGAUGUACAAGCUUUUAAAUAAGACUUAAAAGUCAAAGGGCUGCAACAUCGAAUCAAGUUCAUGAUGAAUCAUGUUGUAGUAACACUCUUUCAGGUACCUGUGACCAUGGUCAUACAGCACAAAGGCUUUUUACAGAAUUGUAUUAUAUGUCAGAAAACAAAACUCUAGAGAGGAAUGCUGACCUUAAGCAGCCGGCCAAGGCUUCUACUUUGUUAGAUCAUUGUGACAGCAGCAUGUCUAACAGACUACAGAGAGCCCACCUACCUCUGAACCAUAACCAUACUUUUUAACCUUAAUAAUUAAAAUGAAACCAUGGUGAUAUAACUCAGUCUUUAGUGGGUCUGAGGCUUGCAAAGUAAAUUGUUGUACAGCUUUUUACACUACUUAUAUAACUAUACUUUGUAUUUACUAGCGCUGUCAAAGUUAAUGCGUUAAUGAAGCGUUAUCACAAAUUCGUUUUAACGGCACUCAUUUCUUUGACGCUCCUUUGUUGGGAAGGAGCAUAAAUAACACUCCAAACUUGCGCUAAAUUUUGUCCAUAAAAACUAUCAUAGCAAUUUUCA
Sebastes umbrosus (honeycomb rockfish) is the source of this 3213-nucleotide messenger RNA. It is a transcript of the gene npffr2a, whose product is annotated as neuropeptide FF receptor 2a. The record is from RefSeq and is a predicted model, not a curated record. Gene Ontology annotation, biological process: regulation of cAMP-dependent protein kinase activity; regulation of adenylate cyclase activity; regulation of MAPK cascade. Lineage: Eukaryota; Metazoa; Chordata; Actinopteri; Perciformes; Sebastidae. The transcript is spliced from 4 exons. The coding region runs from base 641 to 1921 and encodes 426 amino acids. Gene Ontology annotation, molecular function: opioid receptor binding; peptide binding; neuropeptide receptor activity. Gene Ontology annotation, cellular component: membrane.